Jaculus jaculus (lesser Egyptian jerboa) is the source of this 1703-nucleotide messenger RNA. It is a transcript of the gene Siral2, whose product is annotated as family with sequence similarity 118 member A. Lineage: Eukaryota; Metazoa; Chordata; Mammalia; Rodentia; Dipodidae. The coding region runs from base 152 to 1225 and encodes 357 amino acids. The record is from RefSeq and is a predicted model, not a curated record. The transcript has 9 exons.
CCGAGACUCCCGGGUGGGGGGGCGGCCGGCCGGGGAGAGGAGGCGGUGAGAGCGCGAGCCCACUCCGGCAUCUCCGCGGCGCCGCAGAGUACUAGCAAGAGAGCCUUGACUGGGAAAUAGAAGCGCCAGUUUUUCAUUUUAGGAUUCACAGAUGGAUUCAGUAGAAAAAACAAUGAAUAGAAGUGAACAGAAGUCAAGGAAGUUUUUGAAAAGUCUGAUCAGGAAACAGCCCCAAGAGCUCCUCCUGGUCAUGGGCACAGGCGUGAGUGCAGCUGUGGCCCCGGGCAUCCCCGCCCUGCGCUCGUGGAGGAGCUGCAUUGAGGCUGUCAUCGAGGCUGCGGAGCAGCUGGAGGUGCUGCACCCUGGCGACGUUGCGGAGUUUCGGAGGAAGGUGACGAAGGACCGGGACCUGCUGGUUGUGGCCCACGAUCUGAUCCGGAAGAUGUCACCUCGCACAGGCGACACCAAGCCUAACUUCUUCCAAGAUUGCCUGAUGGAGGUUUUUGACAGCCUGGAGCAGCACAUCCAGAGCCCCAUAGUGCUGCAGUCCAUCCUCAGCCUGAUGGACAGAGGCACCAUGGUACUGACCACCAACUAUGACAAUCUGCUGGAGAUCUUCGGGCAGCAGAAGAACAAGCCCAUGGAGUCCCUGGACUUGAAGAACAAGACAAAGGUCCUUCAGUGGGCAAGAGGCCACAUCAAGUAUGGAGUGCUUCAUAUUCAUGGCUUAUACACAGACCCUUGUGGGAUGGUAUUGGAUCCAUCGGGAUAUAAAGAUGUCACUCAAGACCCAGAAGUAAUGGAAGUCUUCCAGAACCUGUACCGCACCAAGUCCUUUCUGUUUGUGGGCUGUGGAGAGACCCUUCGUGACCAGAUAUUCCAGGCUCUCUUCCUUUACUCAGUACCAGACAAAGUGGACUUAGAACACUACAUGCUGGUGCUCAAGGAGAAUGAAGACCAUUUCUUCAAGCACCAAGCAGACAUGCUUCUGCAUGGAAUUAAAGUAGUGUCCUACGGAGACUGUUUUGACCAUUUCCCAGGAUAUGUGCAAGACCUUGCUGCUCAGAUCUGCAAGCAGCGAAGUCCAGAUGCGGAGCGGGUGGACAGCACCACACCGUUAGGUAAUGCAUGCCAGGACUGUGCAAAGAGGAAGUUGGAAGACAAUGGAAUCGAAGUUUCAAAACAACUUAGACAAUCAGAUACCGAUGAUGCUGGAGGGUCUUGAAAUUUUGAAACCUUCAACUUGAAGAUGAGCUUCUGUAAGCACAGUGCCACGCCCAAGCAAUGAGGAAUGUACACAGGAUGCCAUAUGGAUCUAUCUCUAACUGUCACAUAUCUCAAGAGAGCUAUGUGGGUGUGUGACCCUCAAGGUUGGGUGACAAAGAUCCCCACUAUGUGUGUUUAGCUGCUCAGGAGGUGACAUGGACACACUUGAGGUAUACUCUGCAAGGACUGAUGGUUAGCUACCUCAGGGACAAAAUUGGAAUGAGGAGAAUAUCCUUUUUGAUGUGACAUUUUUGCCAAGCAUGGUAACGCUGAGUGGAUGGCACUGUAGUUCCCAUGGGUACCAGGUAGUUAAGAACAGGAUACAGGCAUAUAACGAAUAAGAAAAACCAGAGGCAUGCUAAAGAUCCUUUCCUCUGUGUAAGUGUGAAAACUCAAUCCUUUAUGUCACUUUGGUAUAAAUAAAAUUUUAAAAUCAA